Molecule: messenger RNA, 1206 nt
Organism: Aspergillus tanneri
Lineage: Eukaryota; Fungi; Ascomycota; Eurotiomycetes; Eurotiales; Aspergillaceae
Product: putative tubulin-specific chaperone c
Exons: 4
Coding region: 1-1206 (401 amino acids)
Biological process (GO): post-chaperonin tubulin folding pathway; tubulin complex assembly
Cellular component (GO): cytoplasm
Molecular function (GO): tubulin binding
Source: RefSeq, a predicted model, not a curated record
AUGUCACAGCCUAAUUAUGACUAUGCGCGCCGGCCGUCGCAAGCCGAAAAUCAAACUAUCCAGAAAUCCGAAAUCCCCCUAAAGGAGCGAUUCUUCCGCUACUUCCAACAUGAAAUCACUGCUCUCCAGGAACAAAUGGACCGUCUUGCGGAUACCUCUCUAGUUGGAGGGGAGCGCGCCGAUGCCACCGAUCACUGUUUAGCUGGAAUCGCACGGCUAUCCAAUGAGGUCAAAGACGCAGCUAGUUACAUCCCAACAUAUGACCAGCGGGUAUAUGCCGAAGCUAUCAAGGCACUCCAGGACAAGCUGGCGGAGACGCGAGCGGCGGUAGAGCCCCGGCCUAAAUUCAGCUUCAAGACAAAGAAAAAUGCCUCGGCCGUCUCGCUAUCUGAUGCAGCCCAACUAGCUGUAGAACGUCGGCGUCGUGUUCCAGGAUAUCUAUCGCCAGGUACAUCUUCUGUCAGUUCGUCUGAAGGUCAAACACCGAACUAUCCCUCUACACCAUUGAAUGAGCCCGACCAAGUCCUCCGACCCCGGGCUGAAUUUGCCCCAACUUCCAUUCCCACAAUUUCGGUAGACAACGACGAGAAGCCAUCGAGGGAGGAAGACAAAAGUUCCGCAUUUGCUACGACGUCGGUAUCAUCCGUGUCGGUGAACAACCACUUUGGUCUUCAUAUUAUGCUGCCAGCAUCGGGUUCCACUGCCUCCGUACCAGCCUCCAUUACCUCUCUUCGCCGUUGUGUGGUGGACAUGUCGAUCCCAACGGCCAAUGGCAAACCCUACGCCAGUUUGACAGUCAAGGGCAUCAAGGAGAGCCUCUUAAUCUGUGGCCAAAUCAACGGACCGGCUCAUAUCACAGGGACAGAACAUAGCAUCAUCGUCGUCACUUGCCAUCAAUUCCGCAUGCACAAUUGCUCCGAUGUGGAUGUCUAUCUCAGCUCAUCCAGCAACCCAGUUAUCGAAGGCUGCACCAAUGUCCGGUUUGGCAGAAUCCCGAAAGCUUACGCCUUGGACCACGACCGCCCAGACGCCGAAGACUGCUGGAGCCAAGUUGAAGAUUUCAAGUGGAUCAAGCCUGAGCCUAGUCCGCAUUGGAGCUUGUUAAGUGCCGAUGAGGCUGUCCCGGAGGAAGUAUGGGCAGAGAUCGUUCCCGGUGGACCGGGCUGGUCCCUGGAUGAUAUUCUACGUGCCACCAAUAUACCAUAG